Messenger RNA from Diospyros lotus (date-plum), 2063 nucleotides. RefSeq names its product aldehyde oxidase GLOX. The transcript has a single exon. The coding region runs from base 323 to 1969 and encodes 548 amino acids. Lineage: Eukaryota; Viridiplantae; Streptophyta; Magnoliopsida; Ericales; Ebenaceae. The record is from RefSeq and is a predicted model, not a curated record.
AUCCCCAACCUGGCAGCUCGAGUGCGUGCAGUAAUUGAAAUUUAUUUAUAUUUUAUAGAGUUGAGUUUGGACACGUAAUACAAUAUCACAUAAGUUAUUUUGCCCAGAUUAUUCACUCCCACGACCCAUAUAUCUAAAUGACGUCAUCACUCGUCACUUGACAAAUCUUUGCAUGAAAUGAAGGUAGCUAGCCUCUACUUGUUACGUCUCUAUAUUCCACCAACUUCUCUCUCCAAUCCAUAUUUAUAUAUAUAUAUAUAUACACGCGCGCGCGCGCACACAUACAUAUACACACCAACAUCCAAAUUAUCCACCCUCCAAAAUGUUGAUCACCACCACCUCCACCUGCUUUCUACUCAAGCUCCUCUUAUCCAUCUUCCUCCCUUCUCCGGCCACCUCCCAGACCUGCUUCGACGGGUCCGGCCACCAAGACCAAUGGCUUCUCCUCCACCCCACUGUCGGCAUCUCCGCCAUGCACAUGCAACUCCUACAUGACAACAAGGUCCUCAUCUUCGACCGAACCGACUUCGGCCGCUCCCGCCUCUCCCUCCCCACCGGCUCUCCCUGCCGCAACGAUCCCGCCGACACGGUCCUCCAAUACGACUGCACGGCCCACUCGGCUCUAUACGAUAUCGCUUCAAACACUUUCCGGCCACUCAUGAUCCUCACCGAUACUUGGUGCUCCUCCGGCUCCCUCCUCCCAGACGGAACGCUGCUCCAAACCGGCGGCUACAAUGAUGGCGACCACGUCGUCAGGACGUUUUCCCCAUGCUCCGGCGACCAAUGUGAUUGGGUUGAAUAUCCCGGCUAUCUGCUGGAGCGGCGAUGGUACGCAACAAACCAAAUACUUCCAGAUGGCAGCGUUAUAAUUCUUGGCGGAAGAAGACAGUUUAGCUAUGAAUUCUACCCCAGAAAGCCACGAACUUUCUUCCUUAAUUUCCUCCAAGAAACGAGAGAUUCCGAUGAAAACAACUUGUACCCGUUUCUGCAUCUGUUGCCGGAUGGAAACUUGUUUGUUUUCGCCAAUACAAGAGCUAUAUCUCUGGAUUACAAGCGAAAUCGCGUGGUCAGAGAGUUUGCUAGAAUCCCCGAUGGGUUUCCUCGGAACUACCCCAGCUCCGGCUCGUCAGUGCUGCUUCCUAUCGACGAAAACGGACCCAUAAAAGUUGAGAUCAUGAUAUGCGGCGGCGCGCCGGCAGGGGCGUUCUCAGAGGCGGUGGUGGGGAGGUUCGUGCGUGCGAGCAGCACGUGUGGGCGAUUGAAGGUGACCGACGAGAAUCCCAUCUGGGUGAUGGAAGAAAUGCCCAUGGCACGAGUGAUGAGCGACAUGGUGCUUCUUCCCACGGGUGACGUCCUCAUAAUUAACGGCGCCGGCACCGGGACAGCCGGGUGGGAGAAGGGGCGGGACCCGGUUACCCGACCAGUGAUUUAUCGUCCUGGUCGGGAGGAGAACAGCCGGUUUUCGGUCAUGUGCCCGUCGCCGAAAGCAAGAUUGUACCAUUCCACGGCGGUGCUGUUGCCGGACGGCCGCGUUCUCAUCGGAGGAAGCAACCCUCACGUUUUCUACAACUUCACCGGAGUGGAAUACCCGACGGACCUCAGCUUGGAGGCGUACUUGCCGCCGUACUUGUCUGCCGACUAUCAGCCGCUGCGGUCCGUCGUCGUCAUGAACGGCGACGGUGCGUUGGGAUACAAGCAGCCAUUCUCGUUUUCUUUGAGUUCAAGCAAGUUUGUGAAUCUGGGCGAUCUGUCGGUGAGAAUUGUGGCGCCGUCGUUUACGACGCAUUCGUUUGGGAUGAACCAGAGGAUGGUGGUGCUCCAGAUUAGAUUCGUGAUCGCGGGAAUUGGUAGUUACACCGUGAGUGUGGCCGGACCCUCCACGCCGGAGAUUGCGCCGCCGGGGUAUUAUAUGAUGUUCGUGGUUAACCAAGGCAUACCAGGCACUGCCGUCUGGGUCAAGCUCCAGUAAUAUUAUUUGGUAGAGUAUAUAUUCUGGGUUGAAGUUGGAAAUAAUUAUCGUGUUCGUGUGGAUAUUGACGUGUGUGAAAAUGGACCCAUUCGAC